Molecule: messenger RNA, 1135 nt
Organism: Callorhinchus milii (elephant shark)
Lineage: Eukaryota; Metazoa; Chordata; Chondrichthyes; Chimaeriformes; Callorhinchidae
Gene: foxd1
Product: forkhead box D1
Exons: 2
Coding region: 316-1065 (249 amino acids)
Biological process (GO): cell differentiation; anatomical structure morphogenesis; regulation of transcription by RNA polymerase II
Molecular function (GO): RNA polymerase II cis-regulatory region sequence-specific DNA binding; DNA-binding transcription factor activity, RNA polymerase II-specific
Source: RefSeq, a predicted model, not a curated record
UACAUUUAGGGUUGAGAUCUCGCUUUUUUUUUUGCUUUUUUUGGUGUGUGUGUGUGUGUGUGUGUGUGUGUUUUCCACAUUCACGAGAACGAUUCGGCUGAGAGAGGAUCUGGUCUCGUUCCAGCGAGACUCCCCGGUUGAUCUUUGGAGCCGAGGUUUGCAGUGGGAUUGGGAAGGUUGGCAGGAGGAGGGACAAUUUCCUGUUUCAGUUGCCCUUUUGCCUGGGUUCCUUAUGUGGAUAGCUGGUGGAAGGUUGGCAAGAACCGCCCAGAGCCUCUCAGAUCAACCCCGCGAGUCCCUGGAUCUGUGCGUAUCAUGACUUUGAGUUCUGAGAUGUCCGAUGCAUCCAUCGUUUCGGAAGAGACCGAUAUAGAUGUGGUGGGAGACGGGGCGGAAGGAGAGGAGGACGAGGCCCAGAGGGAUAGCUCUUAUGGGGAAGUGGUGGCCCAAAUGCACUCCGAGAUCCUCACCAGCCGCUCGCCUUCCUGUGUGGAUACCUCCUCAAACAGGGAUCCUUACAAACCAGCCAGCAAAAACCCUCUGGUGAAACCUCCUUACUCCUACAUCGCCUUAAUCACCAUGGCAAUCCUCCAAAGUCCCAAAAAGAGACUCACUCUGAGUGAGAUCUGUGAAUUUAUCAGCAAUCGGUUCCCCUAUUACCGGGAGAAGUUCCCAGCCUGGCAGAACUCCAUCCGGCACAACUUGUCCUUGAACGACUGCUUCGUGAAGAUUCCCAGGGAGCCCGGCAACCCGGGCAAAGGCAACUACUGGACCCUGGAUCCCGAGUCGGCAGAUAUGUUUGACAACGGCAGCUUUUUGCGGAGACGGAAGCGAUUCAAAAGGCAGCAAUCUCCGGAUCUGCUCCGGGACCAUGCAUCCUUCAAGGCAGGCCCACUCCAUCCCCCCGCCGACCAUACUGCCCACAGGCGAACUCGCCAGGACCUCCUUCUACCCCCAGCUCAGCCCUACUCUCCCCCCCGUGCAGACUGUCAAAUCCACCUCAGCCAUCUCCAGAUCGCCUUUCUCCAUAGAAAACAUCAUCGGAGCCAGUCCCAGUCCUGCUAACUGCUCCCCGCAGACUCCCGGAGUCCCCAUGUUGUCAUCAGCAAUACCUUCCUCUUCGUCGAUCUCGCAU